AUGAGAGACCUCGGCAUGAGCCUUUCUGCAGAUGAAUUUGAAGCAAAGUGCAGGAUGCUGGAGCCUCAUCUUUGGGACAUAUCUCAACGGAAAACUUCUCCGCACAGCCUCACGGCAGCUAGCUGCUUGGAUCAGAGGAACAUACAUCACGCAGCCACAUGUCACCUUGUAGAGGUAGAGGACGCAAAGAAGCAACGCGUUCUCAAUCCAUCCAAGGCGAAAGAUGCAGUAGAGAUGAUAAAACACCACCAGGUAAUAAUUCCUGUGUUAGAAGAGGGAUGA
This is a messenger RNA of Nannizzia gypsea CBS 118893, 282 nucleotides long. RefSeq lists its product as hypothetical. The transcript has 2 exons. NCBI's taxonomy places the organism in Eukaryota, Fungi, Ascomycota, Eurotiomycetes, Onygenales, Arthrodermataceae. The record is from RefSeq and is a predicted model, not a curated record. Bases 1 to 282 code for a protein of 93 amino acids.